CAAUAUUUAAAUCGUAUAGAAAGCCUGAAUAUAUAUUCGCAUAAUAUUCAUAUAUAAAGUAAAAAGUUGUUUCGUUAGUGCUUUGUCCGGAUUAUGGAUGCUACUCGCGAGUCCGAUGUCUUUAAAAAGAUGACCGUAGUUCAAAUUAAAAAUUUUCUACUUGCAAGAGGAGUCAGUGUAAAUGGCUAUGAUAAAAUUACGCUGAUCAAAAUAGCUGCUGCGGUUGAAAGAAUGUGUAUUCCUCUACUUCCAACCUUAACAAACGAUCGAAAGAAUGGUGCUGCAAGCGAUGAACGUUUGAUUAUUAAUGAUAUGGAAAUCGAAAACCCCUUUAAAAUGUCUGUGAUGAAUAACUUCAUCGACUCUCCAUCUUUCGGUUUGUACGACAUAUUCAACUAUUUGAUUUUCCAUUCGACUGCGUACGAUAAGCAAGGUCUAGCUGCGUACAAAUCCUUCGACGACUACAGUCUAUUUGAAGAUGGCCAUGUAGAAUCGUUAAUGACUAAAACAUUGAACAAUGAAAGGCUUCAUGUCUAUGUAGCUAAGGUGCGACCAGCUAUGAAGGUGAAAACUGAUGAUGGAAAACCUUGCUACGAUCUUUGGUUUAUCUUGGAAGGUCAUGGUCCCAACCGAGGUAGCGUUUUGAAGGCGAAGUGUAUGUGCAAAGGAGGCCGUGAUGGGGGAUGUAAACACAUCGGGGCCGCCAUGUAUUCGCUGGAAGAGGUGCUGAACACGCGAAGUAAAGAUAGCGUGACAAGUGGCAGUUGUGUGUGGGUCAAGAAAGCUAGCGCUAGUACGAAAGCAUGCGAAGUAUCUGACCUAGUGAUUGAAAAACCAAAAUUACCUUCGUACAAACUGAGGAAGAGGGACCACGCAUAUUCUCAAAACAUUGACGUGGACGUAAGAGCUCAUAAGGACCAAAAGCCCAUAAAGAAAAGAAAGCUGAGAAGACUUACCGGAUUGAUGAAACUAAUGAAACAACGUCCUGCCAUUCUGCCAGUACUCCAGAAACGAUACUGCGCACCAAAGAAAUCUCCAACACUAUUGACCAUUGAAAAUGGUGACAAGAGUACAAGUGGUACCAGUUCAAGUGAUGGGAUCAUGAAACGUAAAAUUUCUAUUUGCAUGGAAAGCAACAAGCAUGCCACAGAAGAUUUAGUGUUUCAAAAGUUAUCAUUCACAGACAAGGAGAUUGAUGAUAUCAACCAGGCUACGGUAAAACAGUUCCAGUGCAAAGAAUGGUAUUGUGAAAAAGCUGGUUUCAUUUCAGCAUCGAAAGUUAAGCGUGUUGUUACCAGACAGGCAACUAUUGAAAAGAACAGACCAAAGAAGACAGAUGUCAGCUGUCUGGUAAACAUGAUUACAAAUCCCAAAGUACCACCAAACAUUGUUCUGCCACAACAACCACACAACUCAUUAACAUGGGGGUUAGUUCAUGAGACAAGUGCAAGGGAUGCUUACUUACGAGUUGAAAGGCACAAACACCACAAUAUAAAGUUAGUGUCUAAAGGCUUUCUCAUUUCAAAGAAGAGAAAAUUUCUUGGUGCCAGUCUCGACAACAUAAAGACAUGCCAGUGUUCCAGUAAUUGUCCAGAUGUUGUUGUCGAAUAUAAAUGUCCAUGGAAGCACAAAGAUAUGCAUCCCAAAAAAGCGUUUUUGACACCAGAAAUUGGUGGUAUUGAAAAAGAUAAGACCUUCUGUCUUACCAAAAGCAGUGCAUACUAUCACCAGAUCCAGGCACAAAUGUUUGUUUCUGAGCUUUUUCAUUGUGACUUUGUUGUUUGGACAAGUCAAGGA
Messenger RNA from Dendronephthya gigantea, 1797 nucleotides. RefSeq lists its product as uncharacterized. The annotation marks the transcript as partial. The transcript has a single exon. Lineage: Eukaryota; Metazoa; Cnidaria; Anthozoa; Malacalcyonacea; Nephtheidae. The record is from RefSeq and is a predicted model, not a curated record.